AUGAAGCCACAAGACCUUGUCUGCUCCAAAUGCUGGACUGACUUCUUUAACACUGAGUCUUUCGAAAAGACUUGUACUGCCGAAGACGACGCCUACAUCCAUCAUGAGACAAGUGCUAUUUCGACACUCGACGAGAUCAAAAAUGCCUCAUCAUCCGGUUGCAAUUGGUGUAGUUUUGUUGCGACAUUCUUGGAUGGUUCAAAGCAUGGAAGCACACCUAUAAAAGUGGUGUUGCUUCCUAGUCGUGAAAGGCACCGUGCUACACCAAUGGGCCGCAAUAUCUUUUUUGUCCGCGUUUAUUAUCUAGACGGGGAAGAAGAGAAAUUUGCCGAUGUCUGCAGUAUCUAUGCUUUUACUUCCAGUAACGAUGAAGCAUCUGUACACGUGACUGCGCGUCCAUUAAGAACAGAUGUUGGCAGUCAAGCCGCUAGUUGUCAGGUGCGGUCGUGGUUCGAGGAAUGCAAAGGACACGAGGGCUGUUCAGAUCCGCACACAGAGAAUACACUUCCUACGAGGGUCAUCGAAGUCAGCCCUGUAGAUCAACUCGAACCACGGAUUAUUGAAACUGGGGGGCUCAGAGGAAGGUACGCAACUGUGUCAUAUUGCUGGGGCAGAACCCCCUUCGACACACUCAACACAUCCAACUAUGCUCAAUUCAUUAAGAGCCUUGGAACUAACACUUUGCCUCCUACCUUCCAAGAUGCCAUUGCUAUAUCACGCAGGCUUUCCAUCCCAUAUUUGUGGAUAGACGCCCUUUGCAUCGUCCAAGACUGUGAAGAUGAUAAGAAUCGGGAGAUUUCAUCGAUGAAGGAUAUCUAUGCCUCUUCCACUCUGACAAUCGUCGCUGCUUCUACACAAGACGUUCAUGAAGGGUUCCUUCAGGACAGGCCCCAUGCAAAGAAAUAUUUUACGAUACCGUUUCGCAUGAAGUCCAAUCUAUUCGGGAGCUUUUCCUUUGGCAGCCUCGACGAUGCAGCUUACGAUGAGCGUUCUGAGCCGCUGGCAAAAAGAGCUUGGACAUUGCAGGAACAACUUCUUGCUCAACGUACUGUCACCUAUGCCAGUCACACUAUGAUAUGGACCUGCAAAGCUGGUACGAAGACCUUUGAUGAUUCGGUCCAUUACCCCUAUUACGACAAUAUGGAUACAUACUCUAGCCUCAACAUAAACAAGCUACUCAUGGAUCCCGAAGACGCAAUAGUUUGGAAAUAUGAUGUGUUAAGCUGCUGGUGUCGACUCGUUUCAGCCUAUUCGCUUAGACGUGCCAGUCUUGAGAAUGACAAGCUCAACGCAGUGGCUGGAAUUGCGCUCCAUGCCUCGUUUGCCCCGGCCCUGGGUCCAGAGUAUCUUGCUGGAAUGUGGACAUACAAAUUAGCACUACAACUGACAUGGUAUGUCCAAGAUCACCACAGAGGUCUGCCUGAUGGUGAAAGACUUGAGUCAUAUCGGCCAAAUAUAUACCGCGCGCCUUCCUGGUCUUGGGCAAGUAUAGAAGGCGGCAUGAUUGAGUUCGAUGAUAUAUUUGCACCUAUAUUUGAAGCAGUUGUGAUUUGCAAAAUCUUGGAGUGCUCAACAACGCCAAGAUUGAACCAGAACCCCUUUGGGGAGGUUGUUUCGGGACAUUUAAAGGUCAGGGGUUGGUUGAGAAUUGCAUGGUUCUACCCAGAGACCUCGAAUCUUUUCUUGCUACCUCUCUCCAACGUCGAGGAUCAUGGAAAAAGCAUAAUCUCCCACCAAGAAGGCUAUGAGCAAUACAUGAAGGAUUUCGUUGCUAUGCACCCCGAUAUUGAUCUGAACGAUAGACCGGAAGUUCUACAUGGUACAUGGAAUACCAACACUGCUGGUAUCUGUGACGAGUCUCGGUUCACUGAACCAAUGGUUGUUUUCUGUCUUGGGGUAGCUUCCGAGGGGUCACAAGGAAAUAUUUCCGGUUUAUUACUAGCAAGCACAGCCGAUCAAUGCUCAUAUACGAGAAUUGGCCAGUUUAUGAGAGGAAGGAGGAAGGACUUUAGAAACAAGGAAAGAGCCAUGGAGGAGGUGAUAAUAUUAUGA
Messenger RNA from Fusarium venenatum, 2052 nucleotides. RefSeq names its product heterokaryon incompatibility protein-domain-containing protein. The record is from RefSeq and is a predicted model, not a curated record. Lineage: Eukaryota; Fungi; Ascomycota; Sordariomycetes; Hypocreales; Nectriaceae.